Messenger RNA from Salvia miltiorrhiza (redroot sage), 1486 nucleotides. Its product is annotated as SH3 domain-containing protein 3. Gene Ontology annotation, molecular function: protein binding. NCBI's taxonomy places the organism in Eukaryota, Viridiplantae, Streptophyta, Magnoliopsida, Lamiales, Lamiaceae. The transcript has 10 exons. The record is from RefSeq and is a predicted model, not a curated record. Bases 38 to 1276 code for a protein of 412 amino acids.
AAUGUAAAAACAAGAUCGUAACAUUUCACCGACGUGGAUGCUCUACCUCCUUAAUUGUAACAUUUCGUUGAUUUUGAUUAUCUCAAGGCUACGAGUAUACAGCUGCAAUCAAAGAGAAGAUCUGAAUACUGACGAGCGCCUGAGUUCGGAGCGCCGUUGUUUUGUCCGAACUAUUCAAAAUCACUGUGCAUUGGGGCUCCAGGAGAUUCACAGUGGGGAAGCGGCGGCAAUGGAUGCUUUCAGGAAACAAGCCAGUAAACUCAGAGAGCAAGUCGCCAAGCAGCAGCAGGCUGUGAUUAAGCAGUUCGGUGGGAGCGGCUAUGAGAGUUCGGAGGUUAUGGUUAUUGAUGAGGUUGAGUUGCAGAUGCAUCAUCAAUUGGAGAAAUUGUACAGAUCUACUCGAUCCGGAAGGGAGUUUCAGAAAGAAGUUGUCAAAGCAGCUGAGGCUUUCACUGCUGUAGGGUAUAAACAUAUAGAAGCUGGCACCAAGUUGUCUGAAGAUUGUUCCAGGUACGGUGCAGAGAAUGCUUAUGAUGAGGCUCUUGCAAAGGCUACAUCCGUAUAUGGGGAAGCCCGAAAACAUGUGGAGAGGGAGCAGGAUGAUUUCAACAGAUUGUUGUUUACACAGGUGUUAGAACCCUUGAGAGCAAUGAUUAAUGGUACUCCCCUGGAAGAUGCUCGACACCUUGCUCAACGAUAUAGUAAAAUGAGACAAGAAGCUGAGGCACAGGCGGCUGAAGUUUUUAGACGCCAAGCACGUGUAAGGGAAUCACCUAUUCCUGACAAUGUGGCGAAGCUGCAUGCUGCAGAAACUAGAAUGCAGGAACUCAAAGCAAAUAUGGCAGUACUCGGUAAAGAAGCAGCGGCAGCAUUAUCUGCUGUAGAAGCACAGCAGCAGAGGCUUACAUUUCAGAGACUUGUAGCAAUGGUCGAAGGUGAAAGGACAUAUCAUGAACGAGUUGCUACAAUUCUCGGAAAUAUUGAAACUGAGGUGGUUUCAGAGAAACAGAGGAAAGAGGCGGCCCCUCCUGUGAUUCCUCUCAAUCACACUUCAGAUAAAACAAAGUACUUUCUGGCUGAGGCAGUUCAUGCUUUUGAUGCUGAAACAGAUAAGGAACUAAGCUUGGCAGUGGGGGAUUUUGUUGUUGUUCGGAAGGUGAAUCCUUCUGGGUGGUCAGAAGGAGAAUGUAAAGGCAGAGCAGGAUGGUUUCCAUCUAAGUACGUGGAGAAGCGCCAAAGAGUUCCGACAAAUUAUACUGCAGCUGAAGUUUAUUAAUCGGGUACAUGCUUCUAAUCAUCAGGUUGAGAAAAUUUAUUUCAUUUUGGUGUUGGUUUAAUCCCUUGAUUGGGGUUACUCGAUUAGAUACAGUUCUACUUUGUAAUAUUAUUUGUGUUGUAAUGCUAUUAUUUGGUUUUCUGGUGUACUUUUAAGUUAUUUUUUAUUCGAAUCCUUGCUUAAUUUACGAGGUUGUUAUAAUUCCUGACA